Molecule: messenger RNA, 1035 nt
Organism: Cyphellophora attinorum
Lineage: Eukaryota; Fungi; Ascomycota; Eurotiomycetes; Chaetothyriales; Cyphellophoraceae
Exons: 1
Coding region: 1-1035 (344 amino acids)
Source: RefSeq, a predicted model, not a curated record
AUGGACCAACAACUAGCAGAGAAGCUGCAAAAUGGGGAGGUUCUCAACUACUCCGCAACGUCGGCCACCAGUGCCUGGCGCAACGGAAGCCUACCACCAGCAGUCCGACGGCCACCACGGGCAGAAUGGGUUCCAGGAGUAUGUACUCUGCCACUCCCGCGGUCGAGGAGGAACGCCAAUGGUUUCUCGCCGCUCGCCAGCACCAACAAACUCGACGAAGACGCUGACCUCGCCGCUGCGAUUCAGCGAUCAUUGCACGACGUGACUGCACCCAGCGGAUCCAUCGGGUCUAUGACCGGCUUAGACGCAGACCUCGCUGCUGCGAUCGAAGCAUCGACACUCCUCUCUAUUGCCUCUCACAACACCACGUCGCGACCGUCAUCCACAACAGACCUCAGAGCUCUCGAAGUCCAUGCCGCCACCUUUCCCAAUGGCCACGCACUGAUCCCGACCUCAGGAGAGAGUCUCCUUUGCGGAGGACGCGCCAUCAUCGCGAGCUGGCCGCACCAGGUGCCCUCUGAUAUUGCUCCGCCCACGAUGGAGGAGCUGAUGGACAUUGUGAGAGGCGUUGCGUUCCGAGAGGUCAUGCUGCGGUCACGCGGUGAGCUGCUGGAAAAUAAUGAAAAACCAAAUCAGAAUUCGAGCAAGCCUGACGUCGAAGAGCAUAACGACGUCCCCUUCUUCCGCCCUGUACUCAGCAAGUCGAAGAAGAAGCGGCUGCGGAAGCAACGCGGGAAGCUGCAAUCCCAGCAUGAUAAAAAUACCGAAUCGAAGGUCACAUCGGCGAACAAUAAAGAAGAACCACUCUCAGCAUUUCUCGAUAACACGACCUACUUCUCUCCCGACCAAAUGGACGUCCUCCUCGACCUGCUCGGCUGGCGCCGCGGCAUAAGAUUGCGUCUGGGAUAUCUCGAGAACGGCGUGCCGAAGCUAUUGUGUCGGGACAGUGGCGAUAAUGGCGAGGAAGUCAAGGUGUUGUGGGUAUACUUCGACACCAGUGGGAUUGGGCAUUACAGUGGGUUGCGCGCGCUGUGA